Molecule: messenger RNA, 811 nt
Organism: Meloidogyne enterolobii
Lineage: Eukaryota; Metazoa; Nematoda; Chromadorea; Rhabditida; Meloidogynidae
Source: the annotation of a GenBank genome assembly
UCUCCUAAUAGCUUUUGAAUGCCUUGUGUCUGGAUGGUACCAAUUAGGUAGUUGGGCCUCGAUUACUGUGUUAUUUGGUGCAGGCCAUCAAUUUAUCCCUAUACGUCCCUGUUGUCUUCAAAUAAUUCCCCCAUUUAUAUUUGGAUUUACAUCUUCAUUUACUUGUAUUUAUUUAAUAUCUUUGGAUAGAUUAAUUGGUGUUUUAUUUCCUAUAUGGUUUGUUUUUAAUUGUAAUUUUGAAAUUAAAUUUAAAUAAUAUUAAAUUUCAAGGUAUAGUCAGAGAGAAAAUUCAAAGAAAACCCAUAUUCUAUUAAUGAUAGUUUCCACAUUAAUUUGUGGUACAAUCUUUGUCUACACAGAUUAUAAUAUUGUCUAUACAAUUUCUGAAACUAUUCAAGUAGUUUGCGUCCCUCACGAAUGUUUCUGGGGAUGGGCAGCAGAUUUGGUUUAUAUGUUCUUCGCAAUAUUUGUUGUUUUAUCUUUUAUAAAUUAUGUUUUUGUUUGGAUUGUACUUAGAUAUCGCUCAACAAAAAACACUAACAACAAUUUAUCUUCUUCGUAUGCAUGGUCCCAGCGUAUUUUGAAAACAUUGUGUGUAAUUAUGUUUUUUAAUUUUGUUGGCCUUUCAAUGAAUAGUAUUUUACGUUUAACCCUUCCCCGCUUGAAUUUGAACAUCACACAGAGGGCAAUAGCAAUGCAUUCUUUGAGUUGUUUAACUGUUACAGUUAUGUCUUCGAAUGCUCCUAUUCUCUUUAUUCACAAGUUUGUACUUAAUUAUAUAAUUAGAAAUCUGGCAAUUUUUCCACUUUAA